Penicillium canariense is the source of this 1446-nucleotide messenger RNA. RefSeq lists its product as uncharacterized. Gene Ontology annotation, molecular function: transmembrane transporter activity. The record is from RefSeq and is a predicted model, not a curated record. Lineage: Eukaryota; Fungi; Ascomycota; Eurotiomycetes; Eurotiales; Aspergillaceae. Gene Ontology annotation, biological process: transmembrane transport. The transcript is spliced from 15 exons. The coding region runs from base 1 to 1446 and encodes 481 amino acids.
AUGACCGAGUCAAUCCCCACAUCGGCAUCCUCCGAGGAGGCUUCUACGAUGCCAGAAAAACGCGUUUGGCAUCGAAGCACGCUUUUCAAUGCGUUCGUCAUUGGAGGUGUCGGAUUCCUAGCCCCAGGACUAUGGAAUGCAAUGAAUUCUCUGGGAGCGGGUGGUGCGGAAUCACCAUAUUUGGUCAAUGCAGCCAACGCUUUGGUUUUUGGAUUGAUGGGAUUUCUGUGUGUCUUUGGUGGUCCGGUUGCCAAUCGUAUUGGUAUGAAUUGGACCUUGCUUUUGGGAGCUAUUGGCUAUCCGAUAUACUCAGCAGCAUUAUAUACGAACAAUCGCUAUGGAAAUGAAUGGUUUGUGCUAGUUGGAGCAGUGGCUUGUGGAUUAUCGGCCGGUCUCUUCUGGGCUUCUGAGGGCGCAGUGGCACUUGGGUACCCUGAACCAGGGAAAAGAGGCCAGUAUAUGAAUAUCUGGCUUUGGUUUCGGACAGGUGGACCUUUGCUUGGAAGUGCUAUUGUUCUCGGAUUGAACCACUCUUCAGCUGCAAAGAAGAAGGGCAAGGUCGGUUCAGAGACCUAUCUCAUUUUCGUCGCGUUGCAAUGCCUAGCAGUUCCUUUGGCAUACUUCCUGACUCGCCCCGAGAAGGUCCAGCGCGGUGACGGGAGUAAAGUCAAGGUUGUUGCACUGGACUCGUGGCGGGCGGAAUUUGCGGAGCUUUGGAGAGUGUCUGCUCGCAAACAGAUUCUCUUACUAUUGCCCGUGUUUUGGGCAGCUUAUUUCAAUCAGUAUUCCGGCAAUUUUGAAACCUACUAUUUCGGAGUGCGCGCUCGAGCCCUAAUUGGUCUUGUCGCGUAUCUCGCGGCCCUUUUCUCAUCUUGGCUUAUCAGUCGGUUCCUGGAUUAUAAAGGACUUUCUGUAAAGCUUCGCAUUACUUACGGCUUUUAUUAUGUGAUUGCUGUCCAUAUUGUUUCCUGGGUCUAUGGCUGGGUAGUUCAGGAGCAAUAUACGGCAAAUCCUCCAUUAUAUGACUGGUCCGAUAAAGGAUUUGUUAAGGGGAUGUUUGUCGUUGUUCUUUGGCAAUUCUCUCAGCAAACACUUCAAAAUUGGCUCUAUUAUAUGCUUUCGACGAUGACUGACAAUAUUUCCGAGCUUUCACGCCUGUCCGGUGUUCUGCGCGGCCAAGAGAGUUUUGCUCAAGCAGUUUCGUAUGGCCUCAACACCCGGGAGUGGUAUGGUGGACGCGUUCCUCUGGCGGUCAGCACAAUUCUCCUCGGUCUCGCUGUGGUGCCCACGUGGAUUGUCGUCAAAAGCCAUACGCCCGUUGAGAAUGCCAAGAGUGACGCCACUUGGAGCCCGACUGGGGAUGAGGAGCAAUCCCUUCCUAAAAACAGUGGUGAAGGUAGCGGCAAGGCAGAUUUGGUCGUUGAUGAAACCGAGGUGACGAAAUAA